This is a messenger RNA of Gastrolobium bilobum, 2674 nucleotides long. RefSeq names its product monosaccharide-sensing protein 2-like. Gene Ontology annotation, molecular function: myo-inositol:proton symporter activity. Gene Ontology annotation, cellular component: membrane. NCBI's taxonomy places the organism in Eukaryota, Viridiplantae, Streptophyta, Magnoliopsida, Fabales, Fabaceae. The record is from RefSeq and is a predicted model, not a curated record. The transcript has 5 exons. The coding region runs from base 289 to 2493 and encodes 734 amino acids. Gene Ontology annotation, biological process: transmembrane transport.
GAGUGAGUGAGUGGUGAUUCUAUAUAGCUCUAAGACAAUAAUAGCGAUCUGUUUUGUUUUUUUUGGUAAAUAACUGAGUGGUAAGUUUGAGUUACUUUCACCAACUGAAUUGAAUAAUAGAUAGUCCAUCAAUCUCAACCUCUCAACUACCAGUAGCAGAGGAUUCUCACUGUUAGUUGGAUAAAAGAGAAAGCCGUUUUUCUUGCUCACUCACUCUGUUGUUUCUCUGUGUCAUGAUUCUCUUUGUUUUGGUAUCUUUGAGCGCAGCUUCAUAAUAAUUCAUUAGAAAUGAAAGGUGGUGUCGUUCUAGUGGCUAUUGCGGCUUCCAUCGGUAAUUUUCUACAAGGAUGGGAUAACGCUACUAUUGCUGGUGCUAUUGUUUACAUUAAGAAAGACCUUGCUUUGGGAACAGAAAUGGAAGGACUUGUGGUGGCCAUGUCCCUCAUUGGAGCAACUGUAAUCACAACAUGCUCUGGUCCCAUAUCAGAUUGGCUUGGUCGGCGACCAAUGUUGAUAAUCUCAUCAGUGCUUUAUUUCUUGGGUGGUUUGGUCAUGUUGUGGUCUCCUAAUGUAUAUGUGUUAUGCAUAGGAAGGCUUCUUGAUGGAUUUGGGAUUGGCCUUGCUGUUACUCUUGUCCCAGUCUAUAUAUCUGAGACAGCCCCAUCUGAUAUAAGGGGAUCGUUGAAUACACUUCCGCAGUUCAGUGGUUCUGGAGGCAUGUUUUUAUCAUAUUGUAUGGUUUUUGGGAUGUCAUUGACUACCUCUCCUAGCUGGAAACUAAUGCUUGGGAUUCUCUCUAUUCCUUCUCUCAUCUAUUUUGUAUUAACAAUAUUUGUCUUGCCCGAGUCUCCUCGGUGGCUGGUGAGUAAAGGAAAGAUGCUCCAGGCAAAAAAGGUUCUCCAAAGAUUACGCGGCAUGGAAGAUGUGUCAGGCGAGAUGGCAUUGCUGGUUGAAGGUCUUGGUAUUGGAGGUGAUACAUCUAUAGAAGAGUACGUAAUAGGCCCUGCUGAUGAUGAGGUAGCUGAUGGUCAUGAACAAACAACAGAGAAAGAUAAAAUCAGAUUAUAUGGAUCCCAAGCAGGCCUCUCAUGGUUAGCAAAACCUGUCACUGGACAGAGUUCUAUAGGCCUUGUGUCACGUCAUGGAAGCAUUGUCAACCAAAGCAUGCCCCUCAUGGAUCCUCUUGUGACCCUCUUUGGUAGCGUUCAUGAGAAGCUCCCUGAUACAGGAAGCAUGCGAAGCACUCUAUUUCCAAAUUUUGGAAGUAUGUUCAGCACAGCUGAGCCUCAUGUUAAAAAUGAACAGUGGGAUGAAGAGAGCCUACAAAGAGAAGGUGAGGACUACACAUCAGAUGCUGGUGGUGGAGACUCUGAUGACAAUUUGCAUAGUCCUUUAAUCUCGCGUCAAACAACAAGCCUUGAAAAGGAUAUGCCUCCUCCUUCCCAUGGCAGUAUCCUUAGCAGCAUGAGGCGUCACAGUAGUCUCAUGCAAGGGUCAGGCGAGCAAGUUAGUAGUACAGGCGUUGGUGGUGGCUGGCAGCUGGCAUGGAAAUGGUCUGAUAAAGGUGAGGAAGGAAAAAAGGAAGGAGGGUUUAAAAGGAUUUAUUUGCAUGAAGGAGUUCAAGGAUCUCGACGUGGAUCCCUUGUAUCAAUCCCUGGUGAAGGUGAAUUUGUCCAGGCUGCUGCCUUGGUAAGCCAACCUGCUCUUUACUCUAAGGAUCUUAUUAAUGAACAACCAGUUGGGCCUGCAAUGGUUCACCCAUCUGAGACUGCUUCAAAGGGACCAAUUUGGAAAGCUCUUCUUGAACCUGGGGUUAAGCAUGCAUUGUUUGUUGGGAUUGGAAUACAAAUACUUCAGCAGUUUUCAGGGAUAAAUGGGGUUCUAUAUUACACACCUCAAAUCCUUGAAGAGGCUGGUGUUGGAGUUCUUCUUUCAGAUAUAGGCAUUGGCUCAGAGUCUGCAUCAUUCCUUAUCAGUGCUUUCACAACCUUAUUGAUGCUUCCCUGUAUAGGCUUAGCCAUGAGGCUCAUGGAUGUCGCAGGCAGAAGGCAGUUGCUACUUGUAACAAUUCCGGUGCUGAUAGUGUCACUGAUUAUUUUGGUCAUUGGAAACAUAGUAGAUUUUGGCACUGUUGUCCAUGCAGCAAUCUCAACUAUAUGCGUCGUGGUUUAUUUCUGCUGCUUUGUGUCAGCUUAUGGACCAAUUCCAAACAUCCUGUGUUCAGAGAUUUUUCCAACGAGGGUGCGUGGACUCUGCAUUGCUAUCUGUUCGUUAGUGUUCUGGAUUGGAGACAUCAUUGUGACAUACACGCUGCCUGUAAUGCUCAGUUCUUUUGGACUCGCUGGUGUCUUCGGCGUUUAUGCGGUUGUGUGUUUCAUCUCGUGGAUAUUUGUGUUUUUGAAGGUUCCAGAGACAAAGGGCAUGCCCCUUGAAGUCAUCACUGAAUUCUUUUCUGUUGGUGCAAGGCAGGCUACUUCUGCCAAGAAUGAAUGACUGAAAUCUUUAUAUACAUAUGUCGUUUUGGUUUCUAAAGCCACCAUCUCUAAUCUUUAUAGAUUUUGCUUGUCAUAAGUUUAUUUGGAGCAGGAUUUCUUCUGGUUCAAACAUAUGCUUGUAUUAUUCUUUAAUAUAAAAUUUUGCAUUUUAGAGUGGAAAUAGCUUUCAGGAUUAUCGA